This is a messenger RNA of Symbiodinium necroappetens, 693 nucleotides long. Lineage: Eukaryota; Dinophyceae; Suessiales; Symbiodiniaceae. The record is from the annotation of a GenBank genome assembly.
CCCAAGCUACGAGCGCAUGAUGACUCCAGAGGAGUCAGCAAGCAGGAGGCCUUUUGCUGGAUUUUCUUUGGUUCGUCCAUGGCAAGCACGAUCAAGCAUUUCGCCGACAGCUGCAUGUUCUCGAGCUUGCUAUUGUCAUUGUUUACCUACUGGAGCCUCUACGCUGCUGCUGCCGAAUACUCUACACGUUUCAGCGCCGACGGGUCGGAUCACCGGCUCUUCUACAUGAUGCUGGCCAUGAGCAUCUUCUUUAUGGACAUCAACUUUACAGGAGAUAUCCUUGUCCAAGAUGCGGAUACACGCAGACUGUAUUUCAAUGCCCUCGCCACCUGCUACUGUCUACUUGGCAUGAUGCACGCUCGAGUGGGCUACUGGUUGCCAGCCUGCCGCGGUUUUGCGACUUUCCAUUUGGCCCUGAACGCAGCGAGCGCGAGCCUGUACAUCUGGGCCGGCCGAAGCUCUGAGGGCCGAUGCCAGGUGAUUUCUUGGUUGGCCUGUGCCUUGUUCUUUCCAAGGACUUAUGGGCGGUCGUUGCAUGACCCUGGCUCCACCACCAGACAGAGAAAUGCAAAGGACUACAUUGGUCGUUCCCAGACGGUCAUGAUCACAACUCUAGCCUUGUUGGGGAAGUUCAUUACAAACGGAGUUCGGCCAGGCGAAGCUGAAGUGGGGCACGUUCGCUUCUGGGACGUU